UGAAAGAUAUUUAGUUUAUAGCAAGCUGUGUUUGCCUGAUAAAGCCGUGCAAUAAAACAUUAGCAUAUUUUUAAAUAAAUAAAUCGGAAAAUAUGUUUUGUAUAAAAAGCAGGACAAUGAGUAAUUGUAAUGAUUAUUUUAAACCAAUUAUUAGUUACUGUUUUAAAUAAAGAAGUAUGAUAUGGUUUAAUCUGUGACAAAAGUAAUUUUAUAAAAUGAUUGGCUGAAAUGUUUGUUUUUUUUAAAAAGACUACAUUAUUUUUGGCAUCUUUUUGUGAGAUGUGCUAGUAUGAAGAGCUAGCUGCAAAUUUUUUGUUUAUUUUAGUAUCCAAAUUCUAGUUCUGUUUAUUAAAUUUUUAGUUAAAUCUUAACACAACAAUGGGAAAGUACAAAAUGCCCACUGUACAGCAAUUUUUGGAAAAAAAGAAAAUCUACGAUAAAAAAGAACCUGUAUGGGUUUACUUAGAGAGGGAAAUGCGAGAAAAUGUCGAUAAAAAACCUUACAACGAAAAAGUUGGCGCGUGGCUACGGUUUUUAAAGGAUUUAAAAUAUUAUUUCUACUGUGAAGAAAAACGUAAGUAUACACGGUUAGUCACAGAAGUUGGGCCACCCUGGUACUGUGAGUUAUCGAGUUCACAAAGGGAAGUUCUUCACGACUUAAAGACCAAUAUACACCAGGAUUUACUAGAGGAUAUACCAAGAAGAGUACGAAAGUCGCUAUCAGACCUUGGUAUUACCCUAAAAAUUCCGAAACCAAUACUAAUGAAAGCUAUGAAUGCAUCUGUACAAGAUCCUGGCGUUUUUAUAUGGAAUCUAUAUACCGAAUACUAUAAGAAAUCACCAAGUGAGCUACGGCCUGAGUAUGAUAUGAAUGCAAUGAUAUUAAUGUCAAGUUUGGUGUUCAUCGAUCUAGAGGAAUGUAUAGAUAGGCUGGAAAAAUUAACAGCUUGUGAAAGAGUGCCGACCAAAGUGCCAGAACCAAAGCAAAAGAAAAACACGCAACCGAAUGUAAGAUAUGGAGAGUAUUUGCAAAAAUGCUACGUACCAUGUUACAGUAGCCAUACAAAGAAAAUCACAGACAAAGAUAAGCCCUUGCCUUUGGGAUUUAAAUUCAAACUACGAAGUGUUGAGAGUUAUGAAAAAUUAUGCAAGAAUCAGUCCUUCCUCGAAAAACGAAAAGAGCGAAAUAAAAAACAGAAGCAAGAAGAAAGAGUGUGUAAUUACAAAUUUUGGGAGCCGCCGAGUACUUUGCGUAACAGAAAUCCCAAAAUGGCGGCUAUGGCCAACAAAUUAAAAGAGCUGAAGAAUAAACCAAAGCCAAAGUAUAAAGCGCCCUACAAGAACGUUCAAUAUAACAUCUGUGGGGUGGCAUUUAGUGGUGGGAAACCUAAUUAUUUAAUAAAUGGUGUGUCCUUAUUACCAACUGGUUUCGUGCCAAUAAAUGCUGGUCUUGUGAGUGUGGGCGGUGAACAAGUCACAACUAUUGUCGGAUACUGGAAAUUUCCUCGUACAGUUGUUGCAAAAUGUGACGGGACUUGUGAUUGUAAAGAGAAAUGGGAAGAGACUGUUAUGGACUAUUUACAGAAUUCGAAAUGUCGAUGUGGUCAUCUCUAUGACUACAAUAAUAAGGGCAAAGUCACAGAUAAAUAUUUCUAUCCACCAACGAGGCACGGAAAACACUGGUUUGAUUCUGCGAAAAUAUUUCAAAUGGAUUCAUUGGAAGACUUCAUUCGGGAUACUGUGAAAGACGCUCUUAUGUCUACGGAGCCUUCGCGGGAGCCCUCAAUGCCGACUCUACUACCGUCUGGUUUAAGGCUGCAAGAUUUAUUGGAGGCGUUUUUAGCAGAAUUGUCUGACACUCCACUCUUAAUUCCUCAUCUGCCAAAGGCGUGCCUCUUGAAUAACCUGUUAGAGUGGGUCCGCAAGAGGAUUAAAGGAAAAAUGACACCUGCCGAUCAUAAGAGAUUAAUCCUUCAAUCGCAAAGACGAUGGCUGGAUCUGAAACAUAUCGAUUUCCGGGCUAUAGCCUACAGAAUACCAUUCACAUUGAAACAAUUGGAACAUAUGAAUUGGUCACAUCGGUAUCUCAUACAAACACUGUUUAAAAUACUGUUGGAUAAUUUCGUAACAAGGAAUAGACUGCAACAACUUACGCAAACAAGGCUCUGGUGGACAACCACUAAAUAUGAUGUCUAUCCUAGUAAAGCUUUCUUGGACAUAUUUUUCACGUAUAUGCCUGGAAGGAUGAAAGACACAUUUUUAAUUAACCCAUACAGUUCAGAACUAACACCUAAGUAUGGGGCUAAAACCUGUCCCUUGGGGAACUAACAAAGAAAUGUUAUCUAUUUACUCGUGUUUUCUUAUGUGAAAAUGUAAAUGAAAAUACAUUGUUUAGUCUGUCUACAACAUAUUUGUUCUUUUAGAUGUAUAACACAUUAUCAAUGUUGUUAAUGUAUAAGAUAAGUGUUAAAAAAGUAGUAAAAUAUUCAUACCUAUUUCGC
Messenger RNA from Pieris napi, 2501 nucleotides. RefSeq lists its product as uncharacterized. The transcript has 15 exons. The record is from RefSeq and is a predicted model, not a curated record. NCBI's taxonomy places the organism in Eukaryota, Metazoa, Arthropoda, Insecta, Lepidoptera, Pieridae. The coding region runs from base 379 to 2328 and encodes 649 amino acids.